AUGUACAUUUACAAGCUGUUCCUGGAUGGGGACCGAGGAUUGCUCCGCGAAUUCCACGCCAUCGUCGUGGACGUGUGGCAGACGGGGAACGUACCGCAGCAGUGGAAGGACGCCACCAUCAAGGUUCUGUUCAAGAAGGGGGACACGAUGGAGUGCGGCAACUACCGGGGCAUCUCUCUCGUUGCACACGCCGGCAAGGUGCUGCUUAAGGUCGUUGCAACACGCCUAAGCCACUACUGCGAGCGAGAGGGCAUCCUCCCGGAGGAGCAGAGCGGUUUCCGCCCACACCGGU
Ectocarpus sp. CCAP 1310/34 is the source of this 292-nucleotide messenger RNA. The record is from the annotation of a GenBank genome assembly. NCBI's taxonomy places the organism in Eukaryota, Phaeophyceae, Ectocarpales, Ectocarpaceae.